Messenger RNA from Rotaria sp. Silwood1, 2601 nucleotides. The record is from the annotation of a GenBank genome assembly. NCBI's taxonomy places the organism in Eukaryota, Metazoa, Rotifera, Eurotatoria, Philodinida, Philodinidae.
AUGGGUGAUAGUGACGAUGAUUUUGAUAGUCGACGAAAUCGAGAUAAAUUUCGUCGUGAACGUGAUGAUUAUAGUGGAAAUCGAGCUAAUAGCAAUCGAAGUAGUGGUGGUGAUUGGAAUGAUGGACGAGAUCGAUCAAAUCAAUUUCGACGACAAUAUCCUGGUAGUGGAGGACCACCACCUGGACGUGAUUUUCCACCACGAUAUAAUCGAAGUCCUGGUCGAUAUGAUAUGAGUCCACCACAUAAUAAACGUGUUCGUCGUGAUUGGGAUGGUCUUGAUCAACCACCAACUCAUUUUGAUCCACCUGGUGGUUCACCGUAUUUUCAUGGUGGUUCAAAUUUUCAUCCAAAUUUUCCACCUGCACUUCAUCAAUCAGCUGGUACAUCAGCUGAUCAAUUUAAUAAAGAGACAUCUGAUGGUGUAACACAACCACCAAUGUUAAGUUUUAAACAUUUUCUACAAGAUCAAGAUGAUAAUAUUGAUCAAGAAGAAGCUGUUAAACGUUAUAAUGAAUAUAAAAUAGAUUUUAAGAAAACUCAAAUUGCUGAAUUUUUUACAGCACACAAAGAUGAAGAUUGGUUUAAAUAUAAAUAUCAUCCAGAUGAAUAUUCAAAACGUCGUGAAGAACAACGACAAAUUAUUAAAAAACGACUUGAUAUAUUCAUGGAACUUCAUAAUAAAGGUUAUUUAGAUGAUGUUAGUGUUGAUAUUGAAAAUCAACGUGCACUUACACGAUUUCUUGAUGCCGUUGUCAUCAAAUUGGAAGGUGGUAAUGAUCAUGAUCUUCGUGCUCUUGAUGUAGCAGUAUCAUCAAGUAAUACGACUAUUGAAAAUGAUGAUGGUGAUGAUGAUAUACCUAAACAAUCAUCAACAAUUAAUGAACCAGUACGAUCAGAAAAAACAGAUAGUUCAACAUCUGUAACAGGAACUGAUUCAAAAAAAUCAUUGGAAAAUACAAUAAAACGAGAAGGUAGUGUAUCAGAUGAUGGAGCAGUAUCAGAUGGUGCAGAAGAUGAUGAAGAUGAUGAAAAGAAGCUAACUGAAAAAAAGGAAAUAUCAAUAAAAAAUGAAGUAUCAAAUGAAAAACAAGAAAAUGGAUCUUUAACUGUUGAAUCAAAAGAAACUAUUGAUGUUAAAAUAUCUUCACAAGAUAAUGAACCAGAAGCUGGUGAAGUACCUGAUGCACCACGAUCAUUACAUCGUACACUAUCAAUCUUUUUUCGUCAUUUGGCUAUGCAAACAACAAAAGAAGAUCUUGAAAAUAUAUGUAAACAAUAUUCAGGUUUUCGACGUGUUUGUAUAACAGAUCCAGCACCUGAACGAAAAUUUUUUCGACGUGGUUGGGUAACAUUUGAUCAUUCAGUUCAAAUUCGUAAUAUUUGUUAUGAACUUAAUUCAACAAAGUUACAUGAUGUUGAUAUGGGAGCAAUUAUUAAUCGUGAACUUAAAAAUCGUAUACGUACUAUUAAUGGUAUAGGACAACAUAAAACAAUUGUACGAAAUGAUCUUCGACUUAUAACAAAAAUUAUUCAACAAUUAGAUGAUCGAUGGAAUAUUUGGGAAUCAAUAAACAAUGAUAAUAUUGAAAAAAAGGCACAAACUUUAUCAACUGAUGAUUCUGAAAUAUCUUCAUCAACAGCAUCAAUGAUUAUAUCACCAGUUAAAAAUAAAAAACCAACUGGUUUUAUUAGUCAUAAUCCAUUAUUAAAAAAUAUAACAGAAUAUCUCGUAGAAGAAGCUGAUGCUGAAGAAGAAGAAUUACUUGGUGAAACAUCAAAUCGACAAAGUGAUUCAAAUACAUUUGAAAUGGAUAAACAAUUAACUAAAGUUCUUGAUCGUUUAAUACUCUAUUUACGUGUUGUUCAUUCAAUUGAUUAUUAUAAUGGUACAGAAUAUGCACAAGAAGAUUCAAUGCCUAAUCGUUGUGGUGUUAUUCAUGUACGUGGUGCACCAUUAUCAUCAAUAACAGAAACUGAAUUAACACAUUUUAUGCAACAAUUUGAAGCACGUCUUAAACCAUUUAUUGAUUUUCAUGAAAAAUUAGAUGAUGACGAAGCUAUUAAAUUAGGUGCAAAAAAUGAACAAGAUGAAAUAGAAAAAUUUAUUAAUGCUAAUUGUCAAGAAGUUGGAAAAGAUAAAUGGUCAUGUCCAUUGAGUGGUAAAAAAUUUAAAGGUCCAGAAUUUGUUCGAAAACAUAUUUUAAAUAAACAUCAAGAUAAACUUGAUGAAGCUAAAAAAGAAGUCGUCUAUUUUAAUAAUUAUUUAUAUGAUCCAAAACGACCACAAUUACCUGAACAUCCUUCAACACGACCAGGAGCAAUACCAACAGGACCGCAUCCAUCUGGUUUACCAUUACCUACACCGUCGACACCAAUGGCAGGUCAAGGAUUACUUAAUCGACCACCCAUGUGGCCUUCAAUGUCAGCACCAGCUCAUCCUGGUCCACCAGGUCAUUAUUAUAAUCAAUUUCAUCAACCUCGACAUCCUCGACCACCAUUCAUGUUUCAAGGUUCUAGUGGUCCAAUACAUCGAGCACCAAUGAAUCGACAAUUAAAAAGUUACGAAGAUCUUGAUGCACCAAAUGAAAUGUUACUUUAA